This is a messenger RNA of Drosophila elegans, 1066 nucleotides long. RefSeq lists its product as uncharacterized. Lineage: Eukaryota; Metazoa; Arthropoda; Insecta; Diptera; Drosophilidae. The record is from RefSeq and is a predicted model, not a curated record. Bases 144 to 602 code for a protein of 152 amino acids. The transcript is spliced from 2 exons.
CGCGGGAACACCAUUUACUGGAACUGUCGGAGUCGGCGUAACGGAAAACAUCCGUGCAACGCUCGAUUGUCCAUUAGCAGGCUCCCGAACGGACUGUACAAGAAAGCAGCGUGGCCAUCUACUCGGCCACUUCCCGGGGAAGAAUGCAACUGAUCUACGGCGGUCAGCCGUUUAUCUUCGAGAAGACCCUGAAACUGUCGUCGGGGGAGGAGAAACGCUUCUGGCGUUGCAACCAAUGGUGGAACCAGAAGUGCCGCUCCCGUGUCUUCACCAUCAAUGAUGUCGUCUGUCCGCUUAACCGAUUCCACACGCACGAGGAGAUUGUGCGUCGCAAGAAGCGUGUGCGUCGAGUGCCGCCGGUGGAGACAAUUGCCAAAGUGGUCACCACUUCCGGCAGGCAGGAGCAGCAACAGCAACAGCAGACCCAGCAGCAACAAGAGAUACAGCUGACCAGUGAUGCUAUGUUGACUACCGCAUUGGAGGACGAAUCGCCUGCAACGAUUGAUGUCAGCGAGCUGGGAAUGCACCUGAAGUACGAGGAGAUUGUAGCGGAUGUCACGGGCAUUGUGGGUGCCACUCGGGUGGUCAGCCGCCGGAAAUAAAGAAGGAGUUCUCAUUCUAUUUUUUUCUUGGCAAUACACCGCAGCAGCAGAUUUUACUCCAUAGAAAAUUUGAAGCAAUAUCAUUUUUGAACUGGCCAAGUCGGUACAAACAAGAUAUUUCUUUUGAAUUUAACAAAGGCUACAUUCAAUUUGCUAGCCAAUAUAAAUUAUUAUAAUAUUUAUAUUUAAAAAAAAACUAGUUUUAUUUUAUUAAAUAUUUGCAAACAUUUUCCAAGAUAAUAAUUUUGCUUUUAAAACUUGAUAAUUGCCUCAUCAUUUCAGAACUGAAAUCUAUAGAUUAAAUUCUGCUCCUUGUUUUCUCUAUAAAAAAAAAUCGACUCAUCUUAGUCCCUUAUUCUGCUUAAAUAUGAUUAAAAACAGUGUUUUAGGAAACGGACAAGCUAAGUUAGCACCUAUGAUUCAACUUAUAAACACUUUAAUAAAUGUAAAUUAUAUAAAUGUAA